Molecule: messenger RNA, 4781 nt
Organism: Bicyclus anynana (squinting bush brown)
Lineage: Eukaryota; Metazoa; Arthropoda; Insecta; Lepidoptera; Nymphalidae
Exons: 13
Coding region: 657-2549 (630 amino acids)
Molecular function (GO): protein binding
Source: RefSeq, a predicted model, not a curated record
AGUAAAUGGAGUUUCACUAUUUUAUGUCAUAAUCGGGCGAGACUGUAGUCAAGGGCUAACUUGUAAACAAUAAAAAUAAAAAAAAAGUUUUAUAUAAUUUCAAGAUAAAUAUGUACUAGUGGUGUGUGAAAUUCAUUAAUUUGAUCGAAGAAUUUAAAUGUAUCGAGUGUAAAUAGAAAUAACAUAAAUAUACCGUACUAAAACAACGUUUAUAUAAACUAUAAUAAUAUACGUUUCCUAUGGUAUAAGCUCAACAGUGUUGAGUCAACUAUUAUUGUUCCGAUAGUCGUUUCAGUCAAUGGUCUUAUAGCGAAAAGCUUCGACCAAAACCUUAAGAAGCUUUCGCUUAACUGUUGGAUCAAGAGUCGGAUACAAAAGACAGUGAUUCUUGAGACGGCGCGUAUUGUGAGGAGUUUCCUCACUCUGGAGCCCUGACCACCGGUUGCUUGGGCACUCAAAUGUCCCGCAGCGGGAGGGUGAUUUUUUUUUUAUAAAUUUUUAAUAAUGUUUUGUAUUUUAUACUUAUAUUGUUAAAAAUUAAAAAAAAAACUAUAAUAAUAUACGUUUCCUGUGUUAUAAGCUCAACAGUAUCACUAUGGAAUAAAAAUGCACAUGAUACAUAUAUACAUAAUAAGUGUCCAGUAUCCACUUGCUGGAUGAAUAAUUUAGUUUCUACACGUUCUUCGUUUUUGGGAUCCAUGUUGAACCCAUUUUUCAACAUCACAUUGACUUUCAAAUAUGUCUUUAUAAGCGUGAUAGUGUUUUUAUUUUGGACUAUUCCUAGUUUGUUGUUCCGUGAAGGAGGUUUGCGGUUCAGGACCCAUCGGACCAACAGGAACAUGAGAAACCAAGACAUCCUUACCACCAGGCUGGCGAUGCUCAUCCUUCUCAACGCCGCUGGUGCUGGACUGGCAGCGCCCAGCGUGCUGGUCACCAGGCCUAUCUCCAAGGUUUCAGUGGAAUGGCUGCCGAUGGACAACCAGACUUUGUACAAACUGGAAGAAGGGGAGAGUCGAAACCUGGAGCUGAACACGUCCCUGAUCGCCCAGAUGACUGUAUCCAUCACGGUGACUCCGUGUGUGAGGCACAUGCACUGGGCGUUCUACCGAGGACCACCUGACUCUGAUGACUCUAAACUUCAGCUGGUUCAAGAACACGGGGGCGGGGAGAUGCACGCGAUAUCAUUUUCAAUAUCUAAACAAGAUAGAUAUGUUUUACAGUUAUCGUCAUCAAAGGGUGGCGCAGCUGCGGUGAGCGUGCGCGGUGAAGCCACCCGAUUGGUGCGAGUGCGUCUACGCGUGCGCUCCAAACGGAGGUUGUCGGCUAACUGGGAUCCCAGCCCAAUAGAUCCGCAAGAGACAACAUACUGCGUGGUCGCAUCACACAGAAAGAACUACACAUCACUAUGUGCAGCCCAACACGACGUUAGAUCAAACAGAUGUGACAAACCAAACAGAUCCAACUCUGCUGAGGAUAGAUCCAACGAAAGAGCUCGUAGGAAACACAAUCAAUCUGACCAAAACAAUGUACCUAACAGUAAUCAAAUAGAUGGAGACAUGGACAGUUUUAAUAUCUACGACGGAAAUUUCAAAAGCGUCUACAGAAGAAAGAAAUUUGGACGCAGUACCAGAGUAUCCAAUGAAGAUCCAGUAAUAGCUUGUGUGGGAGAGAGAACACAUCAUUUGAUAGAGAAUUUAGAUCCUAGCAGGACAUACUUCGUUAGUGUAUUCGGCGUCGCUAGAGACCGGCGAGUUGGAUCGUUACUAGCGACGGGCAGUGUACGACCCAGAACCUCAACUGCAAAGAAACUGAGAGAAAACGUCUCACUGAAAGCCGACAUAAAGGGAAAAAGCGUAUAUUACUUGAAGACGGUAGUUGGUAGUGGAGGCGGUCUAUGGCUCGCUGUAUCAACUUGCAGCGGCUCCGUAGACAUAGAUGUUUCUGUAAAAGGCAAACGAUUGUAUUUAGCAAAAAAUAUCGAACCACAUCGUAAAUUCUUCAUACCAGCACCUGUAACAAGCUCCUCAAUACAAGAGACUAGCGAUGAGGGAUCGGUACAAUUUGACUCGAGCUCUGAAGAAUCAAAAAUAAGAUAUGUGAUACGACUUCUGCCUAACAAGUGGUAUAGAGAUCAAGCAGUUACUGUUGAGCUCACAGCAUCGACAACACGAUGGGGCGUCAGCGCGCCGGAGUUACCCGAAGAUGGCGGCAUAGUACGAGAAUUGAGACCGAAAAGAUCGUGCAAUUCCGUGGACAUAGCAUUUUUCCCAGCCACCCAUAAUGCUACUGAUGUUAUCAGAUAUUGCAUUGUCAUACGAGAAAUAGUAAAUAAUGAUAAUUUCAUAUGUGCCUUAUCCAAGAGAUCUCUCGCUAGAGCGCCAUGCACAAGUCACUUGCAACGACCUCCGUCAAGGGUGAUCGUUCAGAAAGUAUCCAACUUGAAGCCUGGCAGAAAAUACGCCGUGCAAGUGACCGCUGCCUCAAAAGGAAGCUCAGUGCCAUACAACAUCAUUUACGUAGAAACUAAUGCAUCAUGUAAAGAAGAGUAAUCAUUUUAUUGAGUGCUGUAUUUAUUAUUUAAAUACAAAUAAAUUAAGAGCCUGUGAUAGACAGACCUUCGCAAUUUUAAAAAAGCUUUUUUUUCAAUUACGAUAAGCAACUAUGAAAUUUGGACCAUGGUGGCUUUCGGAGAUAGCUGUUUGCAAGGACUAUUUUUUUUUUGUUGGCCCUAAAGCGUCCACAGGACAAUGAACUUACUGCAUUUAUAAAAUAAGGAAAGAUCUGGGCAUCACACGCUCUUGAUUAACACAAUAAAAAUGUAAUAGAAAAACUUUGAAGGCUAAGUUACACAGGCAGUUUAUUAAAUGCGAGUAACAGUAUCUAACUUAACUAGGAGAUAAUUAGCUAGAGCUAUACAAGUUCUAAAUCUAGCUAAGUAUGCUCAGUACGAUAAACGCUGGGAGUUUUACCCCUAAAAAGUAAAUGUUUACCUCCUAAACUCUUCUCGUCCUAGUGUAUACUAACGCGAAAUAAAUUGUUCGAGUUUCGGACGAGGAGGUUCUAUGAUCGGCCGUAGGAAUAUAUUUUUGUAAUUUUCUUAAAUAUAUUUAAUACCACACACGCAUCUCCUUAGAAUCCUUGCGCAACUAAGCACGUGCCUAGUUUGCCUUAAGGUUAACUUAGUAGUGUAAACAUUUACGGUAGAGGGUAACUCAUCUUUGACACUCGCAUUUGAGUAUUACUAGACUGUUAAAAUAAUGGAGCCAGAAUUGUAUGGAAACUUAUCGCAUGAGAUAAUCAUAUAUGGAUUCAACAUGACAAUUUGUCAGGGCUCUACCCAAUGAAUUCCCCACGGGCCACAAAAUUCCCUCACACCAGAGGUAUCCACUGUAAAAUGUUUUCAUUUCAAAAAUAUUAUAAUCAUACAGAUUUUAGAACGUUAAUAAGAUAUUUUAAGUUGUUUUAGCAUUUUAAGUCUUAACAACACAGCGUUUCGAAGACAUUAAUAAAUAGUUAGCUGCCACAAAAAAUAUUAAGACAUUAAAAAUUGGGACGAAUUUUCUUUUCGAUCAUAUUAUAACAGUUAAACUGCUGAACUUUUUCAUUUGAAUAUUUGUAUAAUAUAUAUUUCUUUCUAUUUUCUUCAAUAAAGUUAUUUAAUUACUUUCAUUGUUAUAAUUCAAUCCAUUAAAAGGAAAUUCGUGUCCGAGUGGUCCAAAGUAAAGGUACCUACCGUUAUUUUUAUAUACCUUAGGUACUUAAAUAAGUUGUGGUAGUUAAGUUUAGCAGACAUCGACCCCUAAUUGUAAUAGGAAAUCAGUAUUAGUUACAUUUUAGUUUUAUUCUGUUUAGGUGACUACUGUGAAAAUAAUAAUUAAUAUUUCUUAGUUAAGGUCAGGCUGGCUAAUUCCGUCUUCAAGGCAGAACCGCCUGUUGAAAAACUAAAAAGUUCCUACCUAUUCAGUCAAGUCGCCAUUAAACAUCUUUCACUAAAUUUAACAAUUUCUUAUUUGAUCAUCAACCAAGUAAUACAUAUGUAUUACUUGGGUAUAAUUGCCGGAAUUACCCACCCUAACCUUAUAAUUAUAAUAGUUAAUAGUUAAUAAUAUUAAUAUGGCUUGUGUACCAGAUAAACUAGAUUAUUUUUGUAAAUAAAAUAAACACAGAAUUAGAGUAAGUUUUUGAAAAAGCAAGUGUGAUGUGACGGAAUUUAUGAAUUUAAAAUUAAGUACUGUAAACGUAGUUCGUUGAUAUUUUAUUGUUUAUUUUAAUAGAUAAUUACGUAAAUGUAGAGGCAUUUCUUAUAAUAACUUAUUACUAGGUACCUAUAUUUUUAAAAUGUUGUUUUAUAUAACUAUUAAGGGCUUUUUGCGCAACGCUUUUUUUAGUAUGUAGAUUUACGUACAUACAACAUUAUUUUAUGUGAAAGACUGUUCUCAAUAACUCAACCUAACCUAACAUAACCUAUCCGUAAUCGUAAAAUCAAAUUUUCCUUUUUUGUUUCUUUUUUAUCAAUUUCCACCUUCCUUUCCAGAAUUAAUAAAAUUUUUAGAAUUACCUCGAAUUACCUAUACUUAUCGGGUUAUAACAGCUGUCUUCUAUUAAAGGUAAAGCAGUGAGUGCGAUUGCGUUGCCCAAUAAUCCCUCUAAUUUUAUGCUUAUUUCGGAAAUAAGUUACUUGUGGCAUUUAGUUGAACAGAAUGUAAGUUCCUACUAUUUUUAUGCAGAGUGUAUUUAUAAAGAUAUAGAAUUUUAAAAUACAAUAAAUAUUUAAAAUUGCA